Rhizophagus irregularis DAOM 181602=DAOM 197198 is the source of this 671-nucleotide messenger RNA. NCBI's taxonomy places the organism in Eukaryota, Fungi, Glomeromycota, Glomeromycetes, Glomerales, Glomeraceae. The record is from RefSeq and is a predicted model, not a curated record.
GGGGUACUUGUCUAUUAGUGGAUAUUUAUAUUUUUAUUCUCUAUUUAUCUAUUGAAAUGGAAGAAAACCUCAAUCAAAUAGAUCGAGUUCACCGAAAUCAUUUUCACAAACGAAAUUUGUAUUACGAUGAAAACAUUCAACGUUCUUUUCCUUCUCAAAUUUCUCAGGAUCAUCUUAAUAAUAGCUUACCAUUAAAAGAAGCUAAUUUUUUAGUAAAGCAUGAAAUAUCUUCGCCAGAAGUAUCCCCACAUUUACAUUUUACUCCUUAUAUUUCUAUAUUACCACAAAAACAUAGUUCAUAUUCAUUCAAAAGGGAUACGAUAAUAUAUAUUGAUCAUGAAGUGACAAGUUGUAAUAAAGAGAUAAUAUGUGAAGAAGAAAAGAAUGAUAAUGAAGCAAUUGCUAUUAUAAUUGAAACGAAGAAUAAUUAUGAUGAUAAUUGUUUAAUCAAUGAGGAUUCAAUAAUUUAUGAAAGAAUUACGGAUUGCGUACUUGGUUACGAGGAAAAAGAAAAAGAUGACGAAAUCGAAACAUUCAAAUUAAACAACAAUGUAGAUAAAAGGUCUAAUAAUAUCAGUAAGAAAAUGCUUUAACUGUUCAUCUCCAUAUCAUUCAUAUUAUAAUUGUCCAUUACCUUUAGAUGAAAAAUUAAUUAAAAUAAAUAAAGAAAA